Messenger RNA from Anopheles nili, 807 nucleotides. RefSeq names its product uridine diphosphate glucose pyrophosphatase NUDT14-like. The record is from RefSeq and is a predicted model, not a curated record. The transcript has 2 exons. Lineage: Eukaryota; Metazoa; Arthropoda; Insecta; Diptera; Culicidae. Bases 7 to 642 code for a protein of 211 amino acids. Gene Ontology annotation, molecular function: UDP-sugar diphosphatase activity; metal ion binding. Gene Ontology annotation, biological process: ribose phosphate metabolic process; nucleoside phosphate metabolic process.
UCCAUAAUGAAUAACAUAACCGAUAUUCACUACGGUCCCUUGCCCGCCGAUUCGCCCUACGUAAAACCAUUUCGCUUCCACUACACGCAGAAUGGAAAGCAAAAGUCGUGGGAUCUGCUGAAGGUGCACGAUUCGGUUUCGAUUAUCAUUUUCAACGUGACACGAAAGAAGCUUGUUUUCGUCAAGCAGUUCAGACCCGCCGUCUACCAUGGCAUCAUCAGCGGUGAUGGCGUACAGCCGGGCAGCAUUGACAUGGCCAAGUAUCCGCCCGAAAUCGCCGUCACGAUGGAGCUGUGCGCGGGUAUCAUCGACAAGCCGAUUUCCGUGGUCGAAAUCGCUCGCGAGGAAGUCCUGGAGGAGUGCGGUUACGACAUUCCGGCGGAACGCAUCGAACAAAUCAUGCGCUACAGAUCCGGCGUCGGGACGUCUGGUGCCGAACAAACGCUGUUCUACGCGGAGGUGACCGACGCGGACAAAGUGUCAUCCGCCGGUGGUGGCGUGGAUGACGAAAUGAUCGAUGUCGUUGAGUAUGAUCUGGAGGAAGCGCGAAAGCUCACCGAAAAGGGAACGGUCAUUUCCAGCCCGCCAUCGUUCCUGUUCGGGUUGCUGUGGUUCCUCACGAACCGGGCGCCAAAGAACUAACAAAUCCUGUGAUAGCGACUCGUUGAACGCCAGAAGGCGCCAUCCUUAGGAUGCUUUGUCUUGUGAAGGCAAAUAAAACUACACAAAAACACGCAACUGUACACUCACAUUCACUCUUAUUGCAGAGUAGCGAUCGUGUUGGGUAAAACGAUACAAUUUAUUUCG